Cucurbitaria berberidis CBS 394.84 is the source of this 2387-nucleotide messenger RNA. RefSeq names its product response regulator. Gene Ontology annotation, biological process: phosphorelay signal transduction system; regulation of DNA-templated transcription. Lineage: Eukaryota; Fungi; Ascomycota; Dothideomycetes; Pleosporales; Cucurbitariaceae. Gene Ontology annotation, molecular function: sequence-specific DNA binding; DNA-binding transcription factor activity; phosphorelay response regulator activity. The transcript is spliced from 7 exons. Bases 202 to 2100 code for a protein of 632 amino acids. The record is from RefSeq and is a predicted model, not a curated record.
CGCUGCACACCUGAGCCUUGCGCGCCGCCCACCGCCCUCUCCAUUGCGGCUGGGUCCAAGUGCUAAACCUUCUCGUCGGCAGCAGUCCAUCUUCCACUACUCCUUGAAACUCGCCCGAGUAUUAUUCGACCAUCGUCGCGCAACCAUUGGGAUCGGGAGGGAGGGCCAUCGAGUCGCAGCAUUUUGUCAUUCAGCGCCAUCAUGGACUCUAAUCAGGCGGGGGGUGCCGGGUCGAGCAACUCCAGCGACUUUGUGCGCAAGUUGUACAAGAUGCUGGAAAACCCGAGCGACGAGAGCGUCGUACGAUGGGGAAACGAUGGCGAUAGUUUCGUCGUCCUAGAAAACGAAAAGUUUACGAAACAUAUACUUCCCAAGCAUUUCAAGCACAGCAACUUUGCAAGCUUUGUCCGCCAACUGAACAAAUAUGACUUCCACAAAGUCAGGCAUAAUAAUGAAGAGAACGGGCAGUCGCCAUAUGGGCCUGGGGCGUGGGAAUUCAAGCACCCAGACUUCAAGAUGAACAACAAAGAUGCGCUCGACAAUAUUCGGCGAAAAGCACCCGCACCGCGCAAACCCAACCAACCGAACGAGACGGACAUGCUCGUCCCAUCGCAACAGAUGGACAUGGUGAGCGGACAAUUGAUGGCGACACAAGCGCAACUGCAUGCGCUCGAGGGACGAUACAACGAAUUGAGCAUCCAUCAUUCCAUGCUGUUGCAGGAAGUCAUCGGCCUGCAAAAGACAGUUGUCAACCAUGAGCAUGUCAUGCAGCAGAUCAUGACCUUCUUGCAUGGGGUAGACGCAACGCAGAGGAGGAACAGCAAACUGAGCUUUGGCCCCAACGGCGCGCAACCGCCAAACGGCAAUAUCGAGGGUGCCAAUCAGGCCGCCGAUGAUGACAACCCUGCUUCACCUCUGCAGCAUGCCUCCAAGCUUCUCAGCGAGACAAACGCCGAUGUUAUGCUGAACCCAAGAAACCUGGAACAAAUGAAUGAGAUCACCAUGAGAAUGAACGGCACAUUGACAACACCGCCGCCAGACUUUGCGCGGGCAGCAGUCCGACCUACAAGUCGCGGGCCACCAUCGGCAAGCUCAGCUGGCUCCAUGCGCCUCGAAAAUCUGGAUAACCUGGUCUACCCAGUCGGCCAAUCGAACGGUAUCGAUCCCAUGUACAGUGAGCACAUUAACAACAUCCCUUAUGCAGCUCCACCAAAGGCUGUUGAUGCUGCCGAGCCUAAAUUUCUGGAAGGAAGAAAAAAGAGUACCAUUCCAGACCCCGGCUGGAUUCGUCCCCCCCAAAUCUUGCUGGUUGAAGAUGAUCCCACGUGCCGGCGCAUUGGAAGCAAGUUUCUAUAUGCCUUCCACUGCUCCAUUGACAGUGCUCUCGACGGAUUGGAAGCCGUGAACAAGAUGAACGCAGGGUCCAAGUACGACUUGGUUUUGAUGGAUAUCAUCAUGCCAAACCUGGAUGGCGUUUCGGCUUGCCAUCUAAUCAGACAGUUUGACACCACCCCGAUUGUGGCAAUGACAUCUAACAUUCGAAGCGACGAUAUUUCAAUGUACUUCCAGCAUGGCAUGAAUGAUGUGCUUCCUAAACCUUUCACGAAGGAAGGCCUGUUGCAUAUGCUGGAGAAGCAUCUUGUCCAUCUUAAGAAGCCGUCGGCGCAGGGAGAGGGGAUGGCAGCGCCCCAGCCUGUGCAAAUAGCUCGGCAAUUGGUUCUUAAGGAGGAAGACUCGCCCGCAAAGUCACCCGCGACCGUAAGCAACUGGAACUCGCCAAGCCAGAUGCCAGGUGUAUCUCCAGUUGGCAGCACUGUUACCGAUGAGUAUGCGCAGGCUUUGCAAGGCCAACCAGUGCAGCAUCCUGGUGCAUACAGUGUCAACCCCAUGCAAGCCAAUAUUGGUUACAAUAGUUCGCCACAGAUGCAAAUGCAGGCGAGACAGCAGCAGCAGCAACAACAACAACCACCAGCUAGUCAUCGCAGGCAAAUCUCAGACAUUUCUGGUGGCGAUGACAUGAGUAAUCCCGCGAAGCGCCAGCAAAUGUACGCUCCACAUAUGCCACAGCAGAUGAAUCCCAUGCAACAACGCCCACGAUGAUGCAAUGGAGAGCCUAGCUUGCUCACCGCAGAGGUUCGAUGAGCGCUCCUUUUCUGUGUUUAAGUUUUUGGUCCUUGGAUUUUGCCCUCAGAUGAUGGGCAUUGCAGCCGGAGAGUGAAUCGAAAAGGAAAAAUAAAUACGUUGGAGAGCCGGCAUUGUCGAGCCCGGCUCUUGUACGCUACAGGUGGUGCUGGCAGCAUAGAGGCAAGAGAAGGCAAAGGCGUUCAUUGAGGGUAUCACUUUAGGUUCCUGGGCGUUCUGAAGUGGAUUUCAAAUUUGUUCGAUAC